CUACAAGAAGGACUACAACAAGGCCAAGCUGAAGUAUCACUCCCCAGUGGACAUGAUGAGCGUGAUGCACGCCAAGCAGGCCUCUGCUGCUCAGACUAUGACUGGAUACAGGAAGAUCAAGCACAGUUACUCUCUGCUCCCUGAUGCCAUAAACUUGCAACAGGCUCGCAAAAUGAACGUCCAGUGUAGUGACUGGGACUACAAGUCUGAAUAUAACAACUAUAUCAGAGGUACCGGAUGGGUCCCCAUCGGCUCUAUUGGAGUUGAGACCGCUAAAGUUGGCGGUCAGAUUCAGAGUGACAAUCGGUACCGCACUCAUCCAUCCACCUUCAAGUUCACCAAGCUGAUGGACUCCAUGGACUUGACUCUGGCUACUGCCAACAACAAGAUCAUGAACAAGCAAGCAUACAGUGCAGCUUGGGAGAAGGACAAACGGACAGUCCACAUCAUGCCAGACGCUCCGGAGAUUGUCCUGGCCAAAGCUAAUGCCCUCAACAUGAGCAAUAAACGUUACAAAGCCGGUGUUGUGGCGAUGGCUAAUAAAGGCUACAACCUCAAAGGAGACGCCGUCGCAAUUUUGGCCGCCAAGUCCGGUACCACCAUUGCCAGUGAUUACAAGUACAAGCUGGCUUACGAGAAGGCCAGAGGACACCACGUGGGCUUCCGCAGCAUCCAGGACGACCCUCUGCUGGUUCACUACAUGGCGGUGGCUAAGAUGCAGAGCGAAAAGAACUACAAGAAGGACUACAACAAGGCCAAGCUGAAGUAUCACUCCCCAGUGGAC
Molecule: messenger RNA, 784 nt
Organism: Anarrhichthys ocellatus (wolf-eel)
Lineage: Eukaryota; Metazoa; Chordata; Actinopteri; Perciformes; Anarhichadidae
Product: nebulin-like
Exons: 5
Biological process (GO): cardiac muscle thin filament assembly
Cellular component (GO): Z disc
Molecular function (GO): actin filament binding
Source: RefSeq, a predicted model, not a curated record